AUGGGGAGCGAUACUAUAAUCAUCAAGGGCAAUAAACGCCUCUAUGAGGACGAAGGCGACGCAAAGGAGCGUGAUGAGGGGGCAAAUCUGCAGCCACUGGAUGUAUUGUCCAUGCAACAGCUACUACAGUCCAUGGGAGCAGACAAAUAUGAACCACGAGUCGUAGCGCAGCUGCAGGAAUUUAUGCACCGAUACGUAACCGAGAUACUUGUGGACGCUCAGGAAUAUUCCAUGUAUGCGGACAAGCAGACGAUUGGCCCAGACGAUAUCCGGCUGGCUGUUGCAUCAAGGUUGAACCAUCACUAUGCACAAGUGCCACCCCGGGACCUGAUGAUGGAGCUAGCCGACAAGCGCAAUAGUAUUCCGCUGCCCCCUAUCUCGAACGAGUACGGCGUGCGUCUUCCGCCGCUCCAGUAUCAAUUGGUCACGAAGGAAAUUCACAAACAGGAUCAGAAAACGCCGAACACGCCUCGUCUUGGUGAUGUAACAGGCCUUGGAGGUGGGAUCAGAGGAGCAGCUCGACCGCCAAUGCACCCGCGCAUUGAGGGCUCGCGCAACAAGAAAUUUGCUCGUAGUCCUAUUCCCAUUAACCUUAAUCCGAGCAUGUAG
Messenger RNA from Peronospora farinosa, 609 nucleotides. NCBI's taxonomy places the organism in Eukaryota, Oomycota, Peronosporomycetes, Peronosporales, Peronosporaceae. The record is from the annotation of a GenBank genome assembly.